AUGCAUUCCCUCACCUUUGUGAAUUCCAUCUUUUUGGCAUUGAGUGCCGGCACUCUCGCCCAGAAUACCUCAGCAUCAAACCCCCAAGCUUCCAACAUGAUCAUCACCGUCUCGGACGGCUUGAACUGCAACCAAAAUGGGACCGGCAUCAACUUCACUACACCGCUGCUUUACAACGUACAAACAACCAACUUCGACAACAACUCCAUGCAAAUCUUAUCCUACUCCCUCAGCCGAGCUACCACCCUCCAGGAACAGCUCGACUUCAGCGGACCCACAAGGGGUAUGGGCACUGUCAACGGCGACCCAGAGCAGUGCACGUUGUUCCACGAAACGACGAGCCCGAAUUCGAAUGGUAAUACUUUGGUUGCGAACCAGUGUUAUGGUCUCCUCCUGGGGCCAGCAGAGUGCCUCAGAUUCUUUGUACACAGUUAG
Letharia lupina is the source of this 435-nucleotide messenger RNA. RefSeq lists its product as uncharacterized. The record is from RefSeq and is a predicted model, not a curated record. NCBI's taxonomy places the organism in Eukaryota, Fungi, Ascomycota, Lecanoromycetes, Lecanorales, Parmeliaceae. The coding region runs from base 1 to 435 and encodes 144 amino acids. The transcript has 2 exons.